Molecule: messenger RNA, 1980 nt
Organism: Lachancea nothofagi CBS 11611
Lineage: Eukaryota; Fungi; Ascomycota; Saccharomycetes; Saccharomycetales; Saccharomycetaceae
Source: the annotation of a GenBank genome assembly
AUGCGAGCCACACUCAAAAGCGGCUCUGGGCAUGAUCGAUACGGUGUUGUUAUUGACGCUGGCUCGUCUGGAUCAAGAGUUUACGUCUACAAGUGGCAGGAUCCACAGUUCUCGGCUCAACAAUCAAAUUCAGAGAUUAAGAAAUCAGUUCCCGAAAUCCAUCUGAACAAAGAAUGGACGUUCAAGACGUCACCGGGGCUGUCUUCGUUCGCCAAAAAGCCCGAGAAGGCAUUUCGCAAGCAUAUAGAACCUCUCCUUGAAUUCGCGGAGGACGUCAUACCUCAAGAAAACCUGAGGUUUACACCUGUAUUCAUCCAAGCUACUGCCGGAAUGAGACUAUUACCUGAAAAGAAAAGGAAUGCCAUUCUCGAUCAUCUCUGCCAUGAUAUCAAGCAAUCCACAGACUUUCUUGUCGGUGACUGUCGGUCCCAGAUUCAAGUCAUUGACGGUGAAACAGAAGGGCUUUAUGGAUGGAUUGGAUUGAAUUACCUGCUUGGCAACUUUAACAAUUUUAAUGUCUCUGAUGCAAGACACAGUUCUUCUGGAUUCAUGGACAUGGGCGGCGCCUCUGCUCAAAUAGCCUUUGUACCGAGUAGUCAAGAAGAGAUUGUGAAGCACGAUGACGAUAUCUCAACGGUUACUCUGAGGAGCAUCAAUGGGGACACACAAAACUGGAGAGUUUUUGUGAGCACAUGGUUGGGAUUUGGAGCAAAUCAGGCAAGGAAAAGGUAUCUAGUUCAAAUGCUUAACAGCUUAACCGAAAAUUCAAAUGACCGAGCGGACGAUGACUACAAUACGCGAGUGUUGAAUGACCCGUGUAUGUUAAAAGGAUCAUAUAGCAAGUUUGAGUUCAACGAUGUUGAUUUCCAGGUAAGUGGUUCCGGCAACUACGAGCAUUGCUCAAAAUCAAUAUUUCCUUUGCUUAUGAAGGACCUUCCAUGUCGCGAGGAGCCAUGCUUAUUCAAUGGUAUUCAUGCCCCAGCAAUUGACUUCUACAAUGAUAAGUUUGUUGGUACAUCCGAGUUUUGGUAUACAGCAAACGAUGUGUUUAAAGUAGGCGGAGAAUACAACUUUCAUGAAUUUAGUCGUAAAGUAAAAGAGUUUUGUGAAACCGAUUGGGCCGAGGUAGAGAAAUUGAGAGACUCUGGAAAAUAUGAUGGAAUUUCUGUCGAACUUCUUUCAGAUUCCUGCUUCAAGGCAAAUUGGAUUCUUUCUGUACUACAUGAAGGAUUCGACAUGCCCAGAGUAGGCAUCGAACUGCCAGAUAGUGCAGAGGACCAAAAAGACAAAACGGAAGACGUUGUUGCUGCCGUUGCCGCUUUUCGAAGUACGGACUCGGUAAAUGGGCAUGAUUUGUCAUGGACUUUAGGAAAAAUAGUGCUUUAUGUUUCCGCAUCUGUUGCAAGUUCUAAGUCCGAUGGUCCGGUUGGUAUUAUGCCCAGUGACAAUGACGUGACAAGCUUCAAAAAGGUUUUUAUUUCAGGGUCUUUAGCUGGAUUAAAUUCCCAGCAAGAUCCCUAUCGUAUACGUUCCUGGUCCUUCUUGCGUUUUCUCGUUCUUCUGGUAUCUCUUGUUACCUUAGUUUUUGUUCUAGGGAAGAAAUUCCCCAAGAAGAAGAUAUCUGCUCUAUCCAUAAUUGACGCGAUGGUCAGCCAGUUCAAAACCAAGCUCUCAAGAUGGAGGUAUUCCAGUCUUUCUGAAGAUCCACUCUCCACCCUAGAAGAAGGCUACUUUGUUAGACCAGUCAGACGAAGUGAGGAUAGAGAAGGGAUACAGGUAAGGAGUAGGAGCAUGUUCAAUCUUGAAGAAGCCAGGAAUUCACACAAAGGGCAUACUAUAAAGAAUAGUUCUCAAACAUCAAUCAACGGUGAGACUGGACUAGAAAGAAACAAAUUGCGCACAGCAUUCUCUUUGGCUGACUUUAGCAAGUUCAUUAAACCUGGAGCGUCUGGUAAAAAAAGCCAACAUUCAACUAUUUAA